GAUGACGUUUCUCAGUCGUGGCUUCGCAUUAUAAAUAGUAUGCCCAGUCCUUUUACCGAUGAGUAUUUGAAGUCCUUCCAUGGGACCACAGAGCAGUUCUCCUCUGAUCAACUUUCUAAAGAAGAGUUUUUAGAAACCCAUUGUCGUAAGGACUUUGUAUCUUUACUUGUAUUGUAACUGUUAUGUUUGGUUUUUUGAUUGCUUUGUUUGUUGUGCAGUUUCCGGAGAAGCUCUACGAGCGUUGAGGCGGUCUCCUCGCAAGAUGAUCAGUGAUGCUUUGAUGUCCAAACUUGCUCAGAGAGGUGCAUCCUCUAUGAUGGGGAAAGGAAUGGAGGUGACUGGUGACAAAGACUUUGAAGAGACCUCCAAACCCCGAACUGUUGCACCUAGUCACUCGGUAGAACUCAUAGAGGAAUCCUCUGGAAAAAUUGAGCCUGAAGUACCCGUUCGUGUAACUCGUCGGCGUUCCGGGAAGGAAACAGUAGAUGACACUCCUGUUGUGCAUAAGAAGAUAAGAUUGGUUAAGAAGUCGAGUGGUGGAGAAGUGUUGAAGCCUCAUCAAGGCUUGGUGGAACCCGAGAAGUCAGCUGAGGAUGAAGUGUAUUCUAUUGCUAAGACGGCUUCCAUUGCUAAGGAUCGCCUUGAUCAGUUUAUACUGGAGUUUGAUCGGCUAGUUGCCCUGAGUGCUAGAGGGUGUGCGGAGGCUGAGCUUGCUCGCCUUCGUCUCGAUGUUGCCGAUGCUGCGCGGCUUAAGGGAGAAGCUGAGAGGCGAUUGGCCAGUCUUGCCAAAAAGCAUGAUGAUUCAGCCAAGCUAGUGUCUAGGUUGCAGGAGCAGGUUGAGGAGCUGUCCACUGACAAGGAGUCUUUGAAUUCUCUGGUAGCUUCCUUCCAUUCCAUGGAAGCUGAUCAUAGAGCUGCUGUGGCCAAGAUUAACUUGGAGCACACUGCUGUUCUUGAAGAGUUGAAGCAGGAGAAGCGAGUGCUUGAGAAGGAAUUGGCCGAAGUGAGGGAUGCUUUGGAGAAGAGUUCAACUGAAGCCUUCAAGGCCUUAGAGAGUGGGUAUAACCUUUGUUGGAAUCGAGUUUCCGAAGCUGGGCUGGAUGUGAGCGCUCACACCUUUGAUCACCACUGCGCAGACGUUGCCCGGAGUCGUGGAGGAGAUGCCUGUUCCGCUAAGGGUGCUGGCUCGGCCUCUUGACUUAUCUCUGUUUUCUGUUUAUCAUGCCUGGGGAAUGCCCUAUAGGCUUUAUGUAUUUAACUUUAUCGUACCUUAUUACUUGCUUGGAUGUUGCUGGUUUGGAUGUUUGUUGCCGUUAUAUCGGCUGAAUCUGUUUGGAACCUUUGCUGCCUGUCGGCAUAAGUUAUGUGUAUUUUGGGUCCUCGUACAAGAUUUGAAGUAACGAAAUAUUUUUCGUAUCUGUUAUGCCUUCUCUAAAAAGAAUUUGCAUUGUCUGAUAUCUGUGUGUUUGAA
Messenger RNA from Daucus carota subsp. sativus, 1471 nucleotides. RefSeq lists its product as uncharacterized. The coding region runs from base 263 to 1198 and encodes 311 amino acids. The record is from RefSeq and is a predicted model, not a curated record. The transcript is spliced from 2 exons. NCBI's taxonomy places the organism in Eukaryota, Viridiplantae, Streptophyta, Magnoliopsida, Apiales, Apiaceae.